AUCCUGCUAGUAGCUUUGUUAAGUUUGUUUCGUUUGUAAUAAUCUUUAUCCGGAUAUGUUAAAAAAUGUAUAAAAUGUACGUAUGACGGAUUUUGAUGCAUGUAGAUUUGAUUUUCGAUUGGUUGCCGGAGGCGAAUUACAACCGUCUAAGAGGAAGAAAGCAUCUAGGCCGAAAUGUGAUGAGGAUAUAUUAUUAGAACAUUGGAAUUAUAACGAAGAAAAGAGGCAAUCGCCAAUAACUGAUGAAGUGGAGACAAAAAAGAGGAAGCUAGAUUCGAUUGCUAGUCGACUAUGGAAGAGCAAGUUAAAGAAAAAGAAAAAGAAAAAGGAAGAAGAAGAAGUUGACGGAGAGUUUAAACCGAUAUCGAAUGGAAAGAUGACGGAUGGUUUUAUGUUUCAUAUGAAAAUGCCUUCCAAACAGAGAAAGUUGACUAGAAAUGAUUCAAAGAAAGAAGGUGAUGAGGACGAUUUAAAAAUUUAUAUGCUGUCGCCCGAAAACUUUGAGAGCUCCAGCGAAAGCGAACUAAUGGAUCUACCUACGCAGGUACCACUCUCCUAUCGAUUCGAUGCCGAUACUAGGGAAGAAGGCGCCGAAGAGAUGGAAGAGGAUAGCGACGACAUUGAUGACGAUGAUAAGUACGUGUGUUCUAUUUGCGGUAGCGUUCAACCAUCCGAAUGGCGUCUGCUACUCCAUACCAGGGCCCAUCAGGGACUUCAUUCGAAAUUGGCCAAGCUUUCCGAACGUAGAUCGAAAGGACAAGUUAGACGAAGGCCCCCAGAGCGAAACGUUACAAAAUGCGACUACGAGGGAUGUAAUCUCAAGUUCGAAAACACAAGACAACUAAAACUUCAUCAAUGGUGGCAUAUGGGUUACAAACCAUUAGCUUGUUCACUUUGCGAUUAUGUCUGCAGUCAAAGAAACUCUAUGAAUUGGCACAUGAAGAACAAGCACGGCCUAGAUAAGGUGUUAACUGCUCAUAAAAGAACGGCUUACGUUGGGGCCGAUGGUGUUUUAGUGAGCGCAAAGACAACUUUUGCUCCUCCAGCCGUCGAAUCUGUCUUAGAUCUACGAACACGAAAAGAAGAGUCGUAAUGUAAGAAAUAAAAAGAAAGACAAGCAAAAAGGAAUAACAGUAUCCUUUUAUUCCCCUGUAAGAGUUAUUUCCUGAUUUAGGUCUAUAAAAAUUUAUAAAUACACAUGUACAUGAAUGUAUACAGUAUAUAUAUAUAUAUAU
Dimorphilus gyrociliatus is the source of this 1235-nucleotide messenger RNA. The record is from the annotation of a GenBank genome assembly. NCBI's taxonomy places the organism in Eukaryota, Metazoa, Annelida, Polychaeta, Dinophilidae.